UUUCGCCUUUUCUGCUUCUUCUGUCUGCAACUUCUUCCUCCGGAUGCUUCGCCAGACAACGGGGGUAUGGCCGCUUCCUGUGCGGCUGGCCGACACUCUCUGCAGUUCACUCUCGGACGCAGACAAACGCAAACGCAAACGCAAACGCAAACGCAGACGCAGACGCAGACGGAGACCCACAUGCAACCAGAUAGACCGUCCAUGAGAGCAGGACAAGGCAGGCCGGACGAAAAAAGGACCGAGACGACGAGGCAACCCAACGCAAAUGCAAGGAACUGCAAAUGCAAGGAACCGACUGAAAAGGAGCCUGGACACGAGAGAAAAGAAGCAGAAGAUGACCAAGAAACAGGAAAUCGAAGCUGGCCAAAUCUGGAGUGCAAGUUGAUGCAAUGA
Protopolystoma xenopodis is the source of this 393-nucleotide messenger RNA. The record is from the annotation of a GenBank genome assembly. NCBI's taxonomy places the organism in Eukaryota, Metazoa, Platyhelminthes, Monogenea, Polystomatidea, Polystomatidae.